UGGUGCUGGACAAUUCGUGAACACUGUACUAGGAAGUGUGCCCUGGAAUGGAAACUGUACUAAUGCGGGAUCCGUUGAGUGUUUCACUUUGAGAUCGACCCCUAAGAGAGGGAAGUUGGCAAUCCACUUUAUAAUAUGAUCAGUGCACUUUCUGUGUCGCUUUGUUUUUUUCCGCUGGAAAUUUGCUUGGUUGGUGGCCGUGCGCACAUGGCUUGUAGUACAACCGGUUAUGGCGGCGUUGUGUGUAUGUCCAUGAGGCAGGCUGCAAGAGCCAUUCUAGCGAAUUGACACUGAACAAGAAACCCGAUGCAAUGGCUGGGGUGUUUGACAUUGAUUUGGACCAGCCUGAGGAAAACGUCUCUGACGAUGAGCUGGAGGAUGCUCAGAUCAGUGAGUACAUGGACCAGUGUAGUGGUUUUGAAUUUGAUAUGGAUGGCUGUGAGAAGUUUGAGAUCUCAGAAGACAGCGUAAACAAGGGAACAGAAAAGCUUCGUCCCGAGUGCUUUGAGCUGCUGCGGGUUUUGGGUAAAGGGGGUUAUGGGAAGGUAUUCCAGGUUCGUAAGGUUGCUGGUGCUGCUUCAGGGAAGAUCUUUGCCAUGAAGGUCUUAAAGAAGGCCAUGAUCGUGCGGAACGCUAAGGACACAGCGCACACCAAGGCCGAGCGCAACAUCCUGGAGGAGGUGAAGCACCCAUUCAUCGUGGACCUCAUCUACGCCUUCCAGACCGGCGGCAAGCUGUACCUCAUCUUGGAGUACCUCAGCGGUGGAGAGCUAUUUAUGCAGUUGGAAAGGGAAGGGAUAUUCAUGGAGGACACAGCCUGCUUUUAUCUAGCAGAGAUCUCCAUGGCCCUGGGCCACCUGCAUCAGAACGGCAUCAUCUACAGAGACCUGAAACCUGAGAACAUCAUGCUCAACCACCAAGGUCACGUGAAGCUGACAGACUUUGGUCUGUGUAAAGAAUCUAUCCACGACGGCACUGUCACUCACACUUUCUGUGGUACCAUAGAGUACAUGGCCCCGGAAAUCCUGAUGAGGAGCGGACACAACCGGGCCGUGGACUGGUGGAGCCUGGGGGCCCUGAUGUACGACAUGCUGACGGGCGCUCCACCGUUCACUGGAGAGAACAGGAAGAAGACCAUUGAUAAAAUCUUAAAGUGCAAAUUGAACCUCCCACCCUACCUCACACAGGAAGCCAGGGACCUGCUAAAAAAGCUGCUUAAAAGAAACGCCUCAUCUCGGCUGGGGGCGGGGCCAGGAGACGCCUCUGAAGUGCAGACCCACCUCUUCUUCAGACACGUUAACUGGGUGGAUCUCCUCGCCCGGAAAGUAGAACCUCCAUUCAAACCCUUUCUGCAAUCCGCCGAAGACGUGAGCCAGUUUGACUCUAAAUUCACCAGCCAGACCCCCGUGGACAGUCCUGAUGACUCUACCCUCAGUGAAAGUGCUAAUCAAGUCUUCCUGGGCUUUACGUACGUAGCUCCGUCUGUGUUGGAAAAUGUUAAGGAGAAAUUCCAGUUUGAGCCAAAAAUUUGGUCACCUAGACGUUUUUUGGGAAGUCCAAGGACACCAAUCAGUCCAGGUAAAUUUGCGCGAGCGGAUUGCUGGCCACGCGGCCCUACGCUGGCCAGAGCCCCGCCCCUUCAGCCCCCCGCGGAGCAGGCCAUGGAGGUGACCCCCGCGGAGAUGACGGAUGUUACGGCCAGCUCGGAGGUCACCGCCCCCCUGCCCAUCAGGCAGCCCGGUGCCGGACCCUUUAAAACGCAGGCGUACCCCAUGAUGUCCAAACGGCCCAAGCACCUCCGGAUGAACCUAUGACCUUAAACUAAGCCACGCCUUUUCAUUUCCCUUUUGGGGUAAAACUAUUCACAUUUAAUGCCUCCCCUGCCAUUUCACCCCACCCCACCUGAUCUCACCCCAUCUCACCCCACCCCACCCCUCCUUAACUCACCACAUCACAGACUCCUCUGGCCCACACUGCCCCUUGUUCUCCAGUUCCAGAGCUCACUGCACUUCUCUGAGCCCCAGAACCUGGCUGCCCUGACCCUCUCUGAGCCCCAGAACCUCGCUGCUCUGACCCUCUCUGAGCCCCAGAACCUGGCUGCCCUGACCCUCGCUGCGGUCUUGAAUCUCAGCCAGGCUGCUCCAGACACCUCGCCUCAGACAGCAUUCAUGGGAGGACCUGCUCUGGAUUCCUUUACGUUUCCUUGUGUGAUAAAAAAAAUCAUUUAACACAAUUUGCUCAACCAUGCCGACUCUAAAACAUGGUGCUCUUUGUCAGGUGAUCAAAUCCUGUUAGGGAAUUGCUUCUGUGGAAUGCUUGAAAAUACGACAGUAUUACUCUGGAUGCAGAACUGUUCCUGUUGAAUGAAAUGACUAAUCACUUCUCAUUAAACUGCUAGCAGAGAAUAUCAGUUGGGACUCAUGGGUGACCUAACAAGUCUUAACCUGCUUGGAGUGUUUUGCUGGGGUAAUGCCACCCAGAUGCGCUAAGAUGAGUUCAUAUGUGGCAGACGAGUAAAAAACAAAACAUGGCCGUUUUAUAUACCCCUUUGCAGAGGUCAUGCAGAAUUUUGAAUAAUGUAAAAAAACCAGUGCUCUUCCCUGAAAUGAGAACCGUGUCUCUGGCUAGUAGCUAAUUGAUCUGAGUAAGUCUUUCAGUUGCAUGGUGCUGUUCCACACAGCUUGUUUUUCAACACUUGCUAUGCUAAAGACAGUUAAUCAGAUUUCUGUCGUCGUAUUUCAGAAUCAUAAAUAUGCACAAAGCAUGGAAUGCAGAAUGCUGUUUCUCGUUUCGCUGCCUGUGCUUCCUUUAGAACAUCAGACAGGUAACCUACACUUUCCAGCAAGCUGACCAUCUACAUAUGUCUUAUAUGUCUCCUCCAGACAAUUUUUAAAAACCUGUUUAUUCAGCCAUUAAUGAGUUGCUAUUUCAAUGAUUUGUUUUAAUAUAGAUUUUGCUGCUCAGCCACAGUGGAUCUGAAGGAUCCUGUUUGUGGUCUUUAGCAUGUUUAUUCAUGUCCUUUAGCAGGCUAACUCAUGCUUUAGCAUGUUUAUUCAUGUCCUUUAGCAGGCAAACUCAUGCUUUAGCAUGUUUAUUCAUGUCCUUUAGCAGGCUAACUUGUGCUUUAGCAUGUUUAUUCAUGUCCUUUAGCAGGCUAACUCAUGCUUUAGCAUGUUUAUUCAUGUCCUUUAGCAGGCUAACUCGUGCUUUAUUAGGUUUAAUUGUCACUAUUACAGUGUUUCUCUACUUGGCACUGACGAAUAAGGAGUGGCAUUUUAAUCAGUUAGUAAACGAGUUCCAGCACUGUGGACAGUACAGUACUGAAACUCAUGGGAGUUGCCGAUGAGUUCAAAUGAGAUCUUAGGAGCUUUUAUUUAAAAGUCUCAUUUGUGUAAUGAUCACAUAAUUAAUAGUAAUAAUCAUAAUUAUGAAGAGCUUCAACCAAAUCCUUAAACCUGCCAUAAAUACUUUAUUUGGAGUCCUUUCAUAUUAUCUGCUGCUACCAAAUGCUGUUUGUAUUUCUCAUAUUAACCUGUACAUUUAUGUUUUUCUGUGCUUGUCGAGCCAUUGAGCACCACCGGGACGCGGAUGUUUGUGGCUGUUUGCCAAAGAAUGGGGCCAUAGUGGAACUUAAUCGCAAAUUAAGAAAUGAAAGGACUGGAAUUUGCUUUCACAAUACUCAAAACACAUUCCAGCAUUACCAUUAAAAAUGAUAACAGAGGCUAAAAUGGUGGAUGAGUUUCUUAACACCCACUGUACUUUUGGAAAGUCUGUGCACAAACUUGGAAGCAUUCCUCUUUAGCAAGAUCUUAGUACUUAAAACAUGGAACACAAGUUGGUUUCCUGACCAGUAUGCUAAUUUUGUGAAUGGUCUGUUCUUUUUUCUUUUUUUAUGUACUUAGACUUUUGUGAGUGAUUUUGCUUCAUUUCCACAUCUCUUUUGUUUGCUGGUAUUAUUCAUUUGGCUGCUUUUUAAUUUAUUAAAUGGAAUCCUCAAAUUGAGACUAAAUUGCUUUGGAGUAAAUAAAAUUGAUAUGGAUAUUGUGUUAUGAGAAAUGUUUGCAAAUGAAAUGCUAUAAAAAAUGUUAGCAAAAUCUGUAUAGUGCUGAAAGAUACGAGUGUUUUACAAGUGAGUAAGUGUGGUCAGGGAAGAGCAGCGGAUGCGCGUUGCAUUUUGAGUGCUUACACUCUGGCAGUUGACAAUGACUGUGUGCUUUCCCAAAAUAUAGGGGACUAUUGAAUUAAACAAAGUUCAUUUAAAGUUUGCAUUUCACAAUGAACUUCACAUUGGAGAGGAUGGCCAAACAUGGCUUCAGCUGAAAUGACCCCUGAUUUUGAAACCGUGCUAUGGAUCCGCCAACAGUGGCAGUAUUUCUGUUUGGACUUGUGCUGGGCGACCUUGACUCUAUCACCAGAGCGCAUCGACAACAUCACAGCCCCUUUGCAGUGUGCCUAGACAGAAUUAGACUUAUUAGUUUGUUGUGGGAAUGAAGCAAAGAAAAGAGGACUUGGACCAUGAAUGCCCAAAUUAACAAGUGGCAUCCUCACAUUAAGACUCUGCUGCUGAGUUAAAUUUACCUGUGUGCAUUACAACAUUUCAGAGUUACUUCAAAUUUGUAAAUCUGAUCACUUCCAUUUUCAAGACCUUUAAAAAAAAAAAAAAAAAAAAAAAAAAAUAUAUAUAUAUAUUCAAUGCUAAUAUAAUUAUAUAUUCUUUAGGAAGUGCUUCCAGUGUCCCAGUCUGAACAGGCCCUAGGAGGGCGGCAGUGAUUUCACCCCACCACUUCACUCCAUCACCACUCUUUCCUGAUGGAAGCACGCUGUGGAUUUAACUUACCAGAACUACUCUCUAAUGCACAUUUGCUUCUGAAUUUGCUGUGGUUCCCGGUAAAAUAGUCUGAGAACCUGAGUGUAAUACACCAGUGACCUUAUAUAAUUACCACAGCCUUUAAACUGUACGUAAUACUUCGUAACUGAGUCACAUGGUUUUUAUUUUCUUUCAGCAAAGAUAAUGUUCCAAGUGCGCUCUCUGCUUUCUGCGUCCAGAACACUAUGCAAAUUAUUUGUCCGUAUUCGCACAGCUGAACAUUACUUGCUUAGCUAUAGCAGUAUUUCAUUUCCUUGAAAUUGAAGCAUUUGUAUGAUGUUCGAUUUUUUGUUCUUCAGGUAGAAAAUAUAUUCCAAAUAACUUCAGAGAAAUAACUUGAGAAAUUAGAGAAAAUAUCAACCGGUGUAUUAAAUUUUUUUUUCCAAAUUGUACAGUCUUUCACCUACAUACAUGACAUUACAUAGGCUAACAAAUGAAUCUCUUGCAAUUUUGGAUCCUUUAGACCUUUAUUUUUUGGAACAUGUAAAAUUGGAUUGUCUGAUUCUGUAAUGGAACAUUGUAUACAUGCUUGAUAAAAAUGAUACAAAAAUA
Molecule: messenger RNA, 5419 nt
Organism: Anguilla anguilla (European eel)
Lineage: Eukaryota; Metazoa; Chordata; Actinopteri; Anguilliformes; Anguillidae
Product: ribosomal protein S6 kinase beta-1
Exons: 15
Coding region: 312-1814 (500 amino acids)
Biological process (GO): protein phosphorylation; signal transduction
Molecular function (GO): ATP binding; protein serine/threonine kinase activity
Source: RefSeq, a predicted model, not a curated record